AUGAUCGACCUUAAAGAACGGUUGUGCUUCUAUUGUCGACGAGACAAUGAAAACGACGAAGCAAAUAACAUACUUUGGCCAGCAGUCGUUUACAAAAACUUGGAGGAAUAUUUUUUGCAUCUGCAGGACGAAAUGUCUGUAGAAGUCAAGUCCAAGAUUGCUCUAGAUAUGAUAUCUUCGCACAGGACAGGAGGAAGGGAUGUGACCAUUCUUCGUCCUCUUGGAAACAAAUCGCUGCUUGAAUACGUUAAGUCGGUUGAAGGCAAGAAUGAAUAUCACGAUUACACAUUAUCCAUCUGCUGUACCUUGCCACAACAUGGCGACAAUCCGAAUGACUUCACAAGUGACCAAGAAUACCUUGAAUUCAUGGAUGCCCUCGGCGAGUCUGAAGAGAUCCUUCGUGGCCCCGAACGCCCUAGCAAUGAACCCAGCUGGAGAGAGUACGGUCUGAGAAUUCUCCGACAACGAGAAAGCCGCAACCUCAGUGGCCAAGCCGCAAGCGUCAACAACGAUAUCAACAUGGCAGAAGCGAACAUUGCAGAGGAUAGAGAAGACAGUGGCACUGAAAAGGAAAUCCGUGCCAUUGAUUUUCAAGAAGCUGCAACACCAAAGAACUAUGCUCAAGCCUCACCAGCAACUGCAACCCCAGUAGCAGCGAAGCCUGCAGCUUCUCAAGACACCCACAUGACCGAGGCAUCAGAACCCGUCUCUGAAGAAUUCGAGACAGAUUCCCAUUCUAUAGAAAUGGAAGAAGAUGCAUCUUGUGCUGUUUCUGAAGCUCCUGUGUUAACACAAACAUCUGAUGUCAACGUAGCGGCCAGAACUCCUCGAAGGCACAACCACUCAUCUUCCUCCGCUACUGUCGUUUCGACUGAUACAUAUGACGACCACAGUACCGUAGCAAGUGAAGGCCAUACUCCCACACGACAGGAUCCGUGGCCCUUUGUCCAGCCAGCUUUGAACGAAUCCAUGAAUGCCAAAGACAUACAAUUUCAGUUGACAAUGGUUGGUUGGGAAACGAUGGUAAUUGGAAAGAAAAAAUUCCACACGUUUCCAGGAGUUGACAUGAAUAAUUUUAAACCGGGCAAAAAUGCAUUCCUCCUCGAGAACCUCGUCAAUUUUGUAAAGAAGAACAACUACUUUCGGAACAGACAGGAAUUCUUCAGUCCAUCUUCCGAAGCCAAGCCGGUUGAAACACCACAUAAGGUGGCAAGAAAAAUCGACGGUGAGCAUGAGCAAGAAGAUCCUCCUGUAUCCCCAAUGCAUCCGGCGCCAAUACCCAAACGUAGCAACAAGACACAAUCCAAGCCUUCCACCAACAAACAACCCAAGAAAGCACGCGCCACCAAAAAAGGAACUACUUCACCGAAGCACCAACGUGGACCCCAUAGACAGCCCCAGGCGAUGAAAAGCUCUCGCCGCAGUCCUCGAGGUUCGAGCCUUGUCACACCAGUGAAGCCUAAGCAAUUGACUUCCGAUCCAUUCUACAAAUUCUCCGAUUUGAUAAAGAUUUUGCGGAAGAAAUUCGGUUGGAAGUAUCACGGAGGCAGUUUGGAGUCGAAUUGGUUGUACGUUCGGGGCGAUUCUGAAUUAGGGAAAACAGGGAAACAUGGGGAUGAUUACUUUCAAGAAGAGUGGGAAGUGGUUGAGUACUGCCUCAAGCACAACUACAAACAAAAAUACGAGUGCUUGGAGAAACAACAGCAAGAGGAGGACGAAGAAGAAAAGACCGCAGAAAAUGUCGCGGAAGAUCCCAAUUUCAAAACGCCUCCACCCACCAGGCGCAUGGUUGGAGCAUCGCAGUAG
Molecule: messenger RNA, 1806 nt
Organism: Cylindrotheca closterium
Lineage: Eukaryota; Bacillariophyta; Bacillariophyceae; Bacillariales; Bacillariaceae
Source: the annotation of a GenBank genome assembly